Messenger RNA from Fukomys damarensis (Damara mole-rat), 2397 nucleotides. It is a transcript of the gene Bin1, whose product is annotated as bridging integrator 1. Bases 137 to 1876 code for a protein of 579 amino acids. Gene Ontology annotation, cellular component: cytoplasm; synaptic vesicle; plasma membrane. Lineage: Eukaryota; Metazoa; Chordata; Mammalia; Rodentia; Bathyergidae. Gene Ontology annotation, biological process: regulation of endocytosis. Gene Ontology annotation, molecular function: phospholipid binding; tau protein binding. The record is from RefSeq and is a predicted model, not a curated record. The transcript is spliced from 19 exons.
UGUGCAUCCUGUCGCUGUGGUCCCCAACCACAAGCUCUGCCGGGAGGAAGGCGUUCGGGGAGACGCCUUGUGCCUGGGCCUGGCUCACUCUGAUGGGGUCUCCCUGAGGCUGCAGCUGGACAGGUGCCGGGGGGAGAUGAGGAAGGUGAAGACCACACGCCUUUCUGGCAGUCUCAGCAGCAGGGCGGUCCUCCAGAAACUGGGGAAGGCGGAUGAGACAAAAGACGAGCAAUUCGAGCAGUGUGUCCAGAAUUUCAACAAGCAGCUGACGGAGGGCACGCGGUUGCAGAAGGAUCUUCGGACCUACCUGGCCUCAGUCAAAGCCAUGCACGAGGCCUCCAAGAAGCUGAGCGAGUGUCUCCAGGAGGUGUAUGAGCCCGACUGGCCCGGCAGGGACGAGGCAAGCAAGAUCGCUGAGAACAACGACCUGCUCUGGGUGGACUACCACCAGAAGCUGGUGGACCAGGCGCUGCUGACUAUGGACACUUACCUGGGCCAGUUCCCAGACAUCAAGUCGCGCAUCGCCAAGCGGGGGCGGAAGCUGGUGGACUAUGACAGCGCCCGGCACCACUACGAGUCCCUACAGACUGCCAAAAAGAAGGACGAAGCCAAAAUCGCCAAGCCUGUCUCGCUGCUUGAGAAAGCUGCCCCCCAGUGGUGCCAAGGCAAACUGCAGGCUCAUCUCGUAGCCCAAACUAACCUGCUCCGAAAUCAGGCUGAGGAGGAGCUCAUCAAAGCCCAGAAGGUGUUUGAGGAGAUGAAUGUGGACCUGCAGGAAGAGCUUCCGUCCCUGUGGAACAGCCGCGUUGGUUUCUACGUCAACACGUUUCAGAGCAUUGCGGGCUUGGAGGAGAACUUCCACAAGGAGAUGAGCAAGCUGAAUCAGAACCUCAACGACGUGCUGGUCAGCCUGGAGAAGCAGCACGGAACCAACACCUUUGCGAUCAAGGCCCAGCCCAGUGACAACGCCCCUGCGAAAGGGAACAAGAGCCCUUCACCAGACGGCUCCCCUGCUGCCACCCCGGAGAUCAGAGUGAACCAUGAAGCAGAGCCGGCCGGUGGGGCCACGCCCGUGGCCUCCAUCCCCAAGUCCCCAUCCCAGCUCCGGAAAGGCCCACCAGUCCCUCCGCCCCCCAAACACACCCCGUCCAAGGAGAUCAAGCAGGAGCAGAUCCUCAGCCUGUUUGAUGACGCGUUUGUCCCCGAGAUCAGCGUGACCACCCCCUCCCAGUUUGAGGCCCCGGGGCCUUUCUCGGAGCAGGCCAGUCUGCUGGACCUGGACUUCGACCCCAUCCCUCCUGUGGCGAGCCCCGUGAAGGCACUCACGCCCUCUGGUCAGUCCAUUCCGUGGGACCUCUGGGAGCCCACAGAGAGUCCAGCUGGCAGCCUGCCUUCCAGGGAGCGCAGUGCUGCUGAGGGCACCUUUGCUGUGUCCUGGCCCAGCCAGACGGCCGAGCCGGGGUCUGCCCAACCAGCAGAAGCCUCGGAGGUGGCGGGUGGGACCCAACCUGCUGGUGGAGCCCAGGAGCCUGGGGAGCCAGCGGAAGCAGCCUCUAGCUCUCUCCCGGCCGUGGUGGUGGAGACCUUCUCGGCGACUGUGAAUGGCACCGUGGAGGGCAGCAGCGGGGCCGGGCGCCUGGACCUGCCUCCGGGCUUCAUGUUCAAGGUGCAGGCCCAGCACGACUAUGCGGCCACCGACACUGACGAGCUGCAGCUCAAGGCUGGCGACGUGGUGCUGGUGAUCCCCUUCCAGAACCCUGAGGAGCAGGAUGAAGGCUGGCUCAUGGGGGUGAAGGAGAGCGACUGGAACCAGCACAAGGAGCUGGAGAAAUGCCGGGGCGUCUUCCCUGAGAACUUCACGGAACGCGUGCAGUGAUGGCAGAGCCCCUGCAGCCCUCUGGGCGGGCACUUGAAGAACAUCUUUUCCUGAAAAAUGUGUGUUUCUUUUCUGUUUUUUUUUCUCCUUUUUUCUGUUUUGUUUGUUUGUUUUUAAAACUUUUAAAAAGCAAAGGGAAAUUGAGAGAGCAGAGACCUGAGCCGACAGGUGUCCUCUCAAUUAGGUUGUUUUCCAAAGAGCCCGGCCCCAGCCAGUCCGGUGGAGUUCACCAGUGCUCCUGAAGCUGUGUGUCCCCUAGUUGAGUUCGCGGCGUCCCUGCCCACCCGCAUGUGUGCCUGGCCGCAGGGCGGGCUGGGAGCACCGAGCCACCGCUGUGCUUGCCUGAAGCUCGGCCACCGCCGGCCUGGGCAAUGGUCCUGGCAGCUGCUGUGGGUGGGGCCCAGUCACCAGCCCAGCCUGGCCCCGCCCCGCAGACCAUCCGUGUGCUGAUUGAAAAUAAACCUUAGUGUUCGAAACAAAACGAAACAAAACAUCUGGCAAAAACAUUCGGAGAGAUGUGA